This is a messenger RNA of Bradysia coprophila, 402 nucleotides long. RefSeq names its product beta-1,3-galactosyltransferase 1-like. Lineage: Eukaryota; Metazoa; Arthropoda; Insecta; Diptera; Sciaridae. The record is from RefSeq and is a predicted model, not a curated record.
AUGGGGUAUAAAUGGGUGGGCACGUUCUGCCCUACGGCAAAGUUCAUCUUAAAAACCAACGACGAUAUUUACGCAGACAUUUUCCAAAUAAUCGACGUACUAUUGAUCGAACUCAUAAUGUCGGAGAAAACUUAUUCUUGUGCGAACAUGGGGGGUAAUGUACCGAAUCGAACACCUGAAUACCCAUGGUACAUCCCGAAAGAAGUUUUUCCGGACGAUACUUACCCAUAUUAUUGCUCUGGUAGUGCAUACUUAAUGAGAGCUCAAGAUGCGUCAAAAAUCUAUUCCAUAAGCAACCGAACCAAAUUUUUUUGGGUGGACGAUGUGUUCGUUACGGGAGUGAUGACGAAAAACAUUAAAGUGAUGCAAACCGUAAGGGUGGUCGGGCAUAUGACGAUAUGA